UCGUCGGGUGUCGUGUAGUGAAGCAGUCGCAUCAUCCAUUGGAUGAUCCGCGCAACAACCGUCAAACAUUCCCCGUCCGUUUCGUGCGAGAAAAAUUUCCCGAGUGUAGCUGUUCGGUUGUUUCGUCGCCACCGCCAGCACAUGCGGCGGUGUCGCGAUCGCGUCGUACCGUGCAGGUCGCGGUGAAAACGUCGCAGUUCGGCAGGCACCGCGCGCUUUCGCGACGCCGGCGAGUGUCAAACACAGCUGAUUCAACUCGCCGAGCUAAUAUGUCAUCCUUCCUGCCCAGCCUUUUCGACGCCGCCACCGGACUUCUACCUCUGAGCAAGUGCCGGUACUCCGGAAGCAUGCCUGAGAUGUUUGCUGUGACGCUCUUGAGCGGCUACAUCGUAACGUCGGUGAUACUCUUCAAAUACCCGCACCUUUUGCAUCGGAGAAAGCAAGUUAAGUUCCCAUGUCGUCAUAUCAGCCAUCGGGGUGGAUCGGCGGAGAACUUGGAGAACACAAUCUCAGCGUUCAAACACGCACUGAAGGUCGGCACCGAGCUCAUAGAACUGGACGUUCAGCUGACAAAAGAUGGGAAAGUGGUUGUCUGUCACGACUCCAGCCUGCUGCGGUGUGCGGGGGUGAACAAACACAUAUCGGAGCUCGACUACGAUGAGCUGCCACCUUUGAAGCCAAGCUUGCAGGUUGAUUUCUGCAAUGGUGCACCAAGUCCAGUGUGCGAGGAUCGAAAGAUACCUCUACUCAGCGACAUUUUUACCCUUUUCCCAAGCGUGCCUGUCAACAUUGACAUCAAGACUAACAAUGACAAGCUCGUGGAGAAGGUGCACGAGCUCAUCAAGGAGUUCAACCGAGAGGACAUCACAGUGUGGGGAAGCUUCCACCAUAGCGUCGCCACAAAGUGUUACAAGCUGAAUCCCGAGGUGCCACUCUACUUUUCGGCACGGUGUGUCGUCUACCUGCUCUUCCUGACCUACAGCGGGCUGCUGCCCUUCGUACCUCUUAGGCAGUCGUGUCUGGAGAUUCUGCUGCCUUCGGUAGCGAAAAGGCAAGGUCUUUCUCACGUGUCGUGGUCACUUUUGAGAGUUACGAACCCCUCAAUGAUGGAGCAGCUGAAGCAACCGAAGUCCCGUUUCCUCUUCAGGUUACUAGACUGGUUUGUUGUGAGAAAGUUUGUGAUAAACCACCUUCGAAAGCGAGGCAUACCGACUUACUUGUGGGUGCUGAACGAGAAAGAAGACUUUGAGAAAGCGUUUGCCAUGGGUGCCGCCGGCGUGAUGACCGAUCGGCCCACUCUACUCAGGGAGUUCCUCGAUCAGAACCCUUGCAUCGGAAGAUGAGGGACGACGGAAAAAGUCCUCGUGCACGACUCUCAUCGCGACCAAGAGAACACUUCGCUGCCAUUUUUUUUAAACGAAAAGCUUUCGCUGGCGGGUUUGGAAACAAGAACGAAAGUAUUUCUGCACAAAAAUAUAUCGGAGCUGCGCGGAUAGUCUCGGCCGCCAUCUACUUUUCCACGUACAAAGGUACACGACAUUCAGGUGCAUCGCCGUCUUAAAAGGCGGGGUUUCUAGCCAAACGUUGCUCUCACUCCAUUUUGCCCGGUGAAACCGCAUUUGUUUCGUUAACUUCUUCAAGCAUCUACAACUUUUGCAUCUCUCUUCAUUUAGUAGCAGUUCUAUAGUGAUACGUAGCGCAGCUUUGGUUAGUAAUAAUUCUCAAGUCAUUGUGCAGUCAACCGAGCAGAGUUUAUCGAGUAUUUAUUUGCGAGUGUAAAGCGUGGCACUAUUUAUAUGUGGGAUAUGUCUGGGUGUCGAUGACUGUUUCGUGUUAACCGUGCCAACGUGAAGUUCCCUUUAAUUUCUCGUCCGCGUCUUUUACUGUGAACUUCCCCUCGUCAAAUCGGUGCACGUGUCCGCCUUCCAAGGAAUGCGCGUGCGCACAAACCACAUAGACAUUCAAUCUAGGACCAUGGCAGAUGCUUUAAUACACUACUUACUCUUUUUUCUAUCACAUUUACACACCCACGUGUCGCGCCGGGAAAAGAAAACACAUUUACAAAACACAGUCCACAGAGCCAAAGACAAAUGUACAUGUAGCACAUAUUUACAAAGAGCGAGUGACCUCAGAAUGCAUACUAUACCAAAGAGUAUUCGAACAAGUCCUUUUUUGCUUUGUUCGUUAUGGAAAUGGCUGUGCCUCCUGUUUGUUGUAUAAAUAUAUAUAGUAUAUGCAAGAACAAAAAGUGAGAAUGAAGAAAGAGAUUCUGAAAUAAAAUAAUGUUGCUUGA
Molecule: messenger RNA, 2293 nt
Organism: Rhipicephalus sanguineus (brown dog tick)
Lineage: Eukaryota; Metazoa; Arthropoda; Arachnida; Ixodida; Ixodidae
Product: lysophospholipase D GDPD1
Exons: 11
Coding region: 270-1343 (357 amino acids)
Biological process (GO): glycerophospholipid catabolic process
Cellular component (GO): endoplasmic reticulum membrane
Molecular function (GO): phosphatidylcholine lysophospholipase A1 activity; phosphoric diester hydrolase activity
Source: RefSeq, a predicted model, not a curated record